This is a messenger RNA of Manis javanica (Malayan pangolin), 2017 nucleotides long. RefSeq names its product phospholipase A1 member A (gene PLA1A). Gene Ontology annotation, biological process: lipid catabolic process. Lineage: Eukaryota; Metazoa; Chordata; Mammalia; Pholidota; Manidae. The record is from RefSeq and is a predicted model, not a curated record. Gene Ontology annotation, molecular function: glycerophospholipid phospholipase A1 activity.
UUUGACAUUAGGGGUCUGCUUCGUCCCCAUUCUGAGACUUGCCGCUCAGUGAUGCCCCCAGGCCUUGGGGAGAGAGGCUCCUGGUCACUGGGGCUCCUGCUGUGGCUCAGCGUUGUAAAUGCAGGAGAUGCACCUCCUCCCCCACAGACAAAGUGCACUGACUUCCAGAAUGCUAAUCUCCUCCGAGGCACCAACCUCAAAGUCCAGUUUCUCCUCUUCACCCCUUCGGAUCCUAGCUGUGGGCAGCUAGUGGAAAAAAGCAGUGACCUCCAGGACUCUAGGUUCAAUGCAACUCUGGGAACCAAACUGAUUAUCCAUGGAUUCAGGGCUUUAGGAACAAAGCCUUCCUGGAUCAAUAAAUUCAUUGACGUUCUUCUGCGGGCAGCAGGUGCUAACGUGAUUGCCGUGGACUGGGUUUAUGGCUCUACAGGUGCCUACUUCUCAGCAGUGGAAAAUGUGGUUAAGCUGGCUCUUGAGAUCUCCCGUUUCCUCAGUAAACUCCUGGUGCUGGGUGUGUCAGAGUCCUCAAUCCACAUCAUUGGUGUCAGCCUGGGGGCCCACGUUGGGGGCAUGGUGGGACAUUUUUAUAAAGGCCAGUUGGGACAGAUUACAGGCCUGGACCCCGCUGGACCAGAGUACACCAGAGCCAGCCUGGAGGAGCGCCUGGACGCUGGAGAUGCCCUCUUUGUGGAAGCCAUCCACACAGACACUGACAAUUUGGGUAUUCGGAUUCCUGUUGGACAUGUGGACUACUUUGUCAACGGAGGCCAAGACCAACCUGGCUGUCCCACCUUCAUUCAUGCAGGCUAUGAUUAUGUGAUUUGUGAUCACAUGAGGGCCGUGCACCUCUACAUCAGUGCCCUGGAGAAUUCCUGUCUGCUGAUGGCCUUUCCCUGUGCCAGCUACAAGGCCUUUCUUGCUGGACACUGUCUGGAUUGUUUUAACCCUUUUCUGCUUUCCUGUCCAAGGAUCGGGCUGGUGGAACAAAGCGGUGUCAGGAUAGAGCCUCUUCCCAGGGAAGUGAGAGUCUACCUCCUGACCACUUCCAGGGCUCCGUACUGUGUGCAUCACAGCCUCGUGGAGUUUCAUUUGGAGAAGCGAAGAAACAAGGACACCAACAUUGUGGUCACCUUCCUCAGCAGCAAUGUCACCUCCUCGGGCAAGAUCACCAUACCUAGACAGCAGCUGCAGGGGCGAGGAGUUAUAGCUCACACCAACCCUCAGUGCCAGAUCAACCAAGUAAAACUCAAGUUCCAGGCUUCCAACCAUGUCUGGAAAAGAGACCGCACUACCAUCGCUGGGCAUUUCUGCACUGCCCCUUUACCCGUCAAUGACAAACUCCACCUGGAAGCCAGAGGCAAGAGGCGCAUUGAUGUGAGCAGGGACACUCAAUGGGCAGAGGAGGGUGGGGGAGGGAGCGGGGAGGGGGAGCAGAGAGCUGUGGCACACACCUCUACCGCCUUCUCCACAGCCAGGCAGCCGCGGGGUUCUUCUGUGCUUGAUGGUUUUCUCUAAUUCUUUUUAAAGUCAUUAAAUCAUUUAUAAGUGUACAAUUCAGUAAUAUUCAUUUUGGUGUACAAGCAUCACCCACGACCCAGCUCCAGAAUUUUUUCAUCAUCCCAAACUGAAACUCUGUAUGUGUUAAAAAAUAACCCCGCCCUCUCCCACUCCACGGCCCCUGGUAAUCACCAUUUUACUUUCUGUCUCUAUGAAUUCUCUUCGACAACACUUCAUAUCAUCGUACAAUAUUUGUCCAUUUGUAUCUGGCUUAUUUCACUUAGCAGAAUGUUUUCAUAGUUCAUCCAUGUUGUAGCAUGAGUCAGAAUUUCCUUCCUUUGUAAGGAUGAAUAAUGUCCCAUUGUGUGUAUAAACCACAUUUUGUUUAUUGAUUCAUCUAACAGUGGACACUUGGGUUGCUUCCACCUUCUGGCUAUUGUGAAUCAUGCUGCUGCACACAGGACGUACAAAUAUCUGUUUGGGACUUUUUUAAAGCCUAAAUAAAUGUGUUUUGAAAGGA